Molecule: messenger RNA, 2423 nt
Organism: Mya arenaria
Lineage: Eukaryota; Metazoa; Mollusca; Bivalvia; Myida; Myidae
Product: kelch-like protein 24
Exons: 4
Coding region: 147-1889 (580 amino acids)
Molecular function (GO): protein binding
Source: RefSeq, a predicted model, not a curated record
CAAUGUUGCAGUGCAGUCGUUUCGUUGACCCGGAAGAAAAAAUGCAAUAACACAUAUAUGAAACAUUUCUUCUUGAGCUGAAUUCACUGAGAGGCUGUUUUGACUGAAAUGUUACAAUAAUGUAAGUGAAGCCUUAAUUGUCAACCAUGACAAGCCCAGUGCAGGACUGGAAGGAGAGCACUGCCACAUGCCUCCAGACAGGCAUAUUCAAGAGCUACACAGCUGGUCUCUACACUGAUGUUGAAAUACAGGUUGAAAAGAAAACAUUCAAAAGUCACAAGGUGAUCCUGUCAGCAUUUUCGGACUACUUCCAUGCUAUGUUCUCCAGUGGAAUGAAGGAAAGCCAGAACAAUGUGGUUUGCAUUAAAGAUAUCAGCUCUAUCAUAUUUGAAAAUGUGCUCUCUUUUGCCUACUCUGGUGAGGACUGUGUUACCAUCGAGAAUGCUGAGGACUUGUUGAGAGCUUCUGUCCUCCUGCAGAUUAGGUGCUUGCAGUCAAGGUGUGAGAGCUUCCUGUUGGAGCAGACAACAGCUGAGAACUGCAUCGGUAUUUGGAGACUUGCACAGAGUCUGAACUGUGAAAAGUUGAAAGAAACAAGCUGGGAAUUUAUUCUGAAAGAAUUUGAAGUUAUUUCACAACUUGAUGAAUUUCUGGGUCUUGAUAAAGAGGAACUGAUUUCCAUAAUCUGCAAUGACAACCUGACUGUUACAAAUGAGGAAAAUGUAUGUGAUGCUGUGUUCCGGUGGUUGGAGAGGGAUGAAAGUCGACUAUCUUACCUUGCUGAUGUCUUCGAGGAACUGCGGCUACAGCUAGUCAGUCUACAAUACCUCCUGGAGAAGGUGGACUUUAACCCCGCAGUGAGGAACAGUGAGACAUGCACAAAGCUGGUGAAACACGCUCUUGACUACCACCUCUACCCUGAGAGGCGGGAAAUGUACAACGUUCCUCUUAGGAAUGGAAACAAAGUUGAGGUUAUUGUAUUGAUUGGCAAGACACCCCAGGGAAGAGAGCAGAAGCUUAUAGAAGUUUACUGCUACAGUCCAUCAGACUGUCGCUGGUUCACUAUGCCUCCUCUGCCCAGCAAUAUAGGCAGGUAUUUCUCCUGCUGUGUGUAUGGGGACUAUAUCUAUGUGUCUGGGGGGACCGAGAGGCCCAUUGCUUGUCUGAAGCUUCACAUUGGACGUCGAGACUGGAUUCACUGCAGGUCAAUGAACUUUGGACGCCUCAGACAUGCUAUGGUAGCAGAGAGAAGCUCUGUGUAUGUUGUAGGUGGGUUUGACCCGAUCACUGAUGUAACCUACCACAGUAUUGAGAAGUAUGACAUUGCCCAGGAGACAUGGAAGGAGAUUGGAGAGUUGACCAGUGCUGUGGACGCCCUGUCAGCUGCCGCCUACAAGGGAAAGAUUUACGUGUUUGGUGGCUGGUUAAAGGACUGUGAUCAUGCUGCGUGUGUCCAGUGUUUUGACACUGCCACAAAUGAGUGUACAAUUAUUGACUGUUUACCGGACCCAGCCAAGUUUUCCAGGUGUGUGCAAAGCCUAGAUGGCUGUGUGUAUAUUAUGUACCCAACUGGAGAAGUAGUACGGUACAAGAUUGGGACUAUGGAAGCUGAAAAAUUUGCUAAAAUUUCAGGCUUCAAACGCUACAACUUUGGGCUAACCAUGUUCCAUGACAAACUGUUUGCAUUUGGAGGUGAGAGUGACGAUCCAACUGUGGAGGAAGGGACAGAACUCUGUAGGAAUCUAUUUGAGCUAGAUCUGACUAGCCGCACAUCUAAGAUGUAUUCCGACCUUAUGCCGAAUCCAUUUGAGUCUUAUGGCUCUGUCAGGGUUGUGAUGAACAGGGACUUUCUCAUUGCAUACAAGAAAGAACUCGGACCAAAACAAUGAAAUGGAAAAUAUACCUGUAAGCAAUAAAAGGACACAAAUCAUCAGGAUCAGAUGUUUUCAUUGUUUUUUCUUAAACAUGCUCAUCUGACCACAUGUUAGCGCUAUGUGUUGUGUAUCUUGUUAGUCUAUCACGGAAUGAAAUGCGUUGUUUAUCAAUGAAAGUACAGAAUUUGAUUCUGCAUUUUUGUUGAAUGUUCCUAAAUAAUGGGAAUCCAAGGAAGUAUCAGGUUCAGUUUCAUAAGAAAGUGAACUACAUUGUCAAGUAAAUGUUGAGAUACUGUGUAGUGAUUCAAGUUUUUUAGCAACUUAUUUUGUUACUUUAAUACGUCUUAAAAAGCUUUGAUACAUCACAAAUAGUGUGAACUUUUGUACUUUUAUGAUGCUAGAUAUUCAUUUCACUUUUUACAUUGUCUGUUCCUUAUUUGUUUUGUUACUCUAGCAUUUAAAGUCUAUCUGUUUUGUUUUCUCUCAGUAUUUUCAUACUCUUUUUGCGUGGAUCAUGUUGACUCUUUAUAUAUUUAUUAAAAUACAUAC